AACCACCAGGUGGCGCGCUGAACCGAGGACGGUGUGCGCAUGCGCGGGAGCAGCACCCUGCUUCUCUUCUGUGUUAUUGUUAUUAAUAAUGGCGGAAUAAAUUCACACACACCGCGGACUGUACAGCUCUCAGGUGAUUGUUGCUGUUUGGAUAAUAAGAUGGUCAGCUGUGUCCAGGUCAGGUCUCUGCGCUGCUCCUGUAGUGGAGGCCCUCUGCUGGCGGAGAGACGAACUGCACACAUACACCGCUGAUCUGUGUGUGUGUGUGUGUGUGUGUGUUUACAGGGUUGAUCCAGUGGAGUCGGAAGCUAAAAGAGUGCAUGUGUGUGUGAUGGAGUGACCGCACACAGCGGCAGUAUGAGGGUGUGUGUGUCCCCUGCAGCUCGAUUGUGUGUCCUCCAGUAGCUGAUAAUUAGAGUGUGUGUUUGUGUAGAGUAGAGCCCCCUGUGUGUGUGUGUGUGUGUAGCAUGUCGGUGUCCAGCAGUGACGCGUGUCUCAGCAUCGUGCACAGUCUGAUGUGUCACCGUCAGGGCGGUGAGAGCGAGAGCUUCAGUAAGAGGGCCAUCGAGAGUCUGGUGAAGAAACUGAAGGAGAAGAAAGAUGAACUGGACUCUCUGAUCACCGCCGUCACCACCAACGGAGCUCACCCCAGCAAGUGUGUGACCAUCCAGCGCACGCUUGAUGGGAGACUACAGGUUGCGGGUCGGAAGGGCUUUCCCCAUGUGAUCUAUGCACGGUUAUGGCGCUGGCCUGAUCUCCAUAAGAACGAGCUGAAACAUGUAAAGUACUGCCAGUACGCCUUUGACCUGAAGUGUGACAGUGUGUGUGUGAACCCCUACCACUACGAGAGGGUGGCAUCACCUGGGAUAGAUCUGUCUGGACUGAAUCUGGGGGGAACAGGUCCCAGUGCUGGUCUCUUGGUUAAGGAGGAAUUUGACCCUCAGCCAUCUCACUCCAGCUCUGAUGGAUCACACAGUAUUCAGACGAUCCAGCAUCAGCCGGCCCCCUCUCACUCUGCCCCGCCCACUUCUACACGGCCACCACUCCCCGAGACGUUCAGCAGCCCCACUCUCAUGCCGCCGUCUGAGGCAACAAGCUCCGCCCCCAGUCCUGCUUUCUCCAGCAUGGCUCCUACUCCAGCCUCAGCCAGCGGCUCCUGGCCAAGAGGGAGUGGCUUUCCCGCAAAUCUGGCCAAUCCGAGUGGAGCUUUGCAGCACCAUCCUCCUCAAUACUGGCCUGUACAUAAUGAACUGAUCUUCCAGCCCCCGAUAUCUACACAUCCAGCUCCAGAUUACUGGUGUUCUAUAGCGUAUUUUGAGAUGGACGUUCAGGUGGGCGAGACCUUCAAGGUGCCAUCUUCGUGUCCGGUGGUGACAGUGGACGGUUAUGUGGAUCCAUCAGGAGGAGAUCGCUUCUGCCUGGGUCAGCUCAGCAAUGUUCAUCGCACCGAGGCCAUCGAGAGAGCGAGGUUACACAUUGGUAAAGGGGUACAGUUGGAGUGUAAGGGUGAGGGUGAUGUUUGGGUGCGAUGCCUCAGUGACCACGCUGUGUUUGUCCAGAGUUAUUAUCUGGACCGUGAAGCAGGGCGUGCACCGGGUGACGCUGUCCACAAAAUUUACCCCAGUGCUUACAUCAAGGUGUUUGAUCUGAGGCAGUGCCAUCGACAGAUGCAGCAGCAGGCAGCCACGGCUCAGGCUGCAGCAGCGGCUCAGGCUGCAGCAGUGGCAGGAAACAUACCAGGACCAGGAUCAGUGGGAGGGAUAGCACCAGCCAUCAGUCUGUCUGCGGCUGCAGGUAUCGGGGUGGAUGAUCUGCGUCGGUUGUGUAUUCUGCGCAUGAGUUUUGUUAAAGGUUGGGGUCCUGAUUAUCCUCGUCAGAGCAUCAAGGAAACCCCGUGCUGGAUUGAGAUUCACUUACACAGAGCUCUGCAGCUGCUGGACGAGGUUCUGCACACCAUGCCUAUUGCAGAUCCUCAACCGCUCGACUGAUCUGAGCGAUCCUGACCACAAACACUCAACUCCUCAACUGAGAAUGACCCCACCAUGACCCCACCACUCGGCUGACCUUCAGUUCCCUGAUUGACCUUUGCCUUCAGUUAGCUCUCUGUGUGUUAGGUAAAACCAGCUGGACAUCGGUCCCUUGCCUCUGUGGAGUUGAAGCAGAGAGGCGCUGCGGUGCAGGAGGAAGCAGGAAGUUGUUAAAGUGUGUGUGUGUGUGUGUGUGUGUGUGAUUACAGGUGUACUUUUGCUCAUUGAGGUGUGUGUGAGGAGCAGUGAUCAGCAUACCAGACCUUUACUCUCAUUCCACCUAAUAACAGAAUAACACCAUUGACCUUUGUUAGCACCUGUUACCUCUCACACACACACAGAUCAUCUCACACACACACACACACACACACAGAUCAUCUCUCACACACACACACACACACACAGAUCAUCUCACACACACACACACACACAGAUCAUCUCACACACACACACACACACACACACACACACACAGAUCAUCUCACACACACACACACACACACACACACACACAGAUCAUCUCACACACACACACACACACACACAGAUCAUCUCACACACACACACACACACACACAGAUCAUCUCACACACACACACAGAGAGAUCAUCUCACACACACACACACACACACAGAUCAUCUCACACACACACACACACACAGAGAUCAUCUCACACACACACACACACACACAGAGAUCAUCUCACACACACACAGAGAUCAUCUCACACACACACACAGAUCAUCUCACACACACACACACACACACAGAGAUCAUCUCUCACACACACACACACACAGAUCAUCUCACACACACAGAUCAUCUCACACACACACACACACAGAUCAGCUCACACACACACACACACAGAUCAUCUCACACACACACACACACACAGAUCUCACACACACACACAGAUCAUCUCACACACACACACACAGAGAUCAUCUCUCACACACACACACACACACACACAGAGAUCAUCUCACACACACACACACACACAGAUCAUCUCACACACACAGAUCAUCUCACACACACACACACACACACACACAGAGAUCAUCUCACACACACACACACACAGAUCAUCUCACACACACACACACACACACAGAGAUCAUCUCACACACACACACACACAGAGAUCAUCUCACACACACACACACACAGAUCAUCUCACACACACACACAGAGAUCAUCUCACACACACACACACACACAGAUCAUCUCACACACACACACACAGAUCAUCUCACACACACACACACAGAGAUCAUCUCACACACACACACACAGAGAUCAUCUCACACACACACACACACACAGAUCAUCUCACACACACACACAGAUCAUCUCACACACACACACACACAGAUCAUCUCACACACACACACACACACACAGAGAUCAUCUCACACACACACACAGAGAUCAUCUCACACACACACACACACACAGAUCAUCUCACACACACACACACACACAGAGCUCAUCUCACACACACAGAGAGAGAGAGAGAUCAUCUCACACACAUCACUGUGAUGAACAUAACAGCAGAGGAACCCAUGAGGGAGCGGGCGGUUCUCCUGGAACACCACUGGACCUGGGAGCAGUUCACACAGCAUCUCUGUAGAUCAGUUCUCUGAAGUAGAUGAUGAACAGAAGCAUUAGCUCCAGUGUAUCACAGACAAACCGUACUGACCACAGACUGUACUGACCACAGACCAGGCAUGUGUCACGUGUCCAACAUGAUAGAAAUCUGGCUCUAAACAUCAGAGGUAAAUAAAGACAGAGUAAUCUGUAUUAUGAUGUGUUGGUGUAGCGUAGAGCCGAGUCGCCACUUUGUAAUGGAGUCACAAUAAAAACAUCAUCCAGUCUU
Hemibagrus wyckioides is the source of this 3910-nucleotide messenger RNA. It is a transcript of the gene smad4b, whose product is annotated as SMAD family member 4b. Gene Ontology annotation, molecular function: I-SMAD binding; RNA polymerase II cis-regulatory region sequence-specific DNA binding; DNA-binding transcription factor activity, RNA polymerase II-specific. Bases 468 to 1988 code for a protein of 506 amino acids. Gene Ontology annotation, cellular component: heteromeric SMAD protein complex. Gene Ontology annotation, biological process: transforming growth factor beta receptor signaling pathway; regulation of transcription by RNA polymerase II; cell differentiation. The record is from RefSeq and is a predicted model, not a curated record. The transcript has 11 exons. Lineage: Eukaryota; Metazoa; Chordata; Actinopteri; Siluriformes; Bagridae.